AUGAUCCAACCUCACACUAGAAGAUCAACAUUAAAACACUGCAUGAUUAUUUUUAGAGUUCAUAAUCCACAGCUUACCAGCUUUACUCGAUUAACUCAACUUUCUGCUUACAGACAAAUGGGAUGGGAAAAUCUGACCCGCGACUCAAUAUUUUACCUCCUGGGCUUCUCUGAGCAGCCAGAACAGCAAGAGGUACUCUGUGGGCUCUUCCUGUCCAUGUACUUGGUCACCAUGGUGGGCAACUUCCUCAUUAUUCUGGCCAUCAUCACUGAUGCUCAACUCCAUACCCCCAUGUACUUCUUCCUGGCCAACCUCUCUCUCACUGAUGCCUGCUUUGUGUCCACCACAGUCCCUAAGAUGCUGGCAAUCAUAUGGAUCCAGAGUCAGGCCAUCUCGUACUCAGGGUGUCUAUCACAACUGUAUUUUUUCAUAUUGUUUGUGAUGCUGGAGGCCUUCCUCUUGGCUGUGAUGGCCUACGACCGCUUUGUGGCCAUAUGCCACCCACUCCAUUACAUCAUGGUCAUGAGCCCUGGACUUUGUGUCUUCCUAGUGUCUGCAUCCUGGGUCAUGAAUGCCCUCCAUUCCCUUCUCCACACACUCCUGAUGAACAGCCUGUCCUUCUGUGCAGACCACAAGGUCCCACACUUCUUCUGUGACGUCAAUCCCCUCCUGAGUAUCUCCUGCUCAGACCCCUUUGUCAAUGAGGUGGUGAUUUACACUGUUGGGGGUUUUUCAGGCUUGGUUUGCGUGCUUUGUCUGAUUAUCUCUUACGCAUACAUUUUCUCAACCAUCCUGAAGAUGCCCUCAGCUCAGGGGAAGCGAAAAGCCUUUUCCACCUGCAGCUCUCAUCUCUCUGUGGUCUCUCUCUUCUUUGGGACUUCCUUUUGUGUUUAUUUCAGUCCCCCCUCGACCCACUCAGCAUGGAAGGGCACAGUUGCAUCGGUGAUGUACACAGUGGUAACCCCAAUGUUGAAUCCGUUUAUCUACAGUUUGAGGAACCAAGAUAUCAAGUCUUCCCUGAGAAAGCUAAUUUGGGUUAGGAAAAUCAAUUUCCUUUAG
Cynocephalus volans (Philippine flying lemur) is the source of this 1059-nucleotide messenger RNA. Its product is annotated as olfactory receptor 1G1. The record is from RefSeq and is a predicted model, not a curated record. Gene Ontology annotation, cellular component: plasma membrane. Gene Ontology annotation, molecular function: G protein-coupled receptor activity; olfactory receptor activity. Gene Ontology annotation, biological process: G protein-coupled receptor signaling pathway. The coding region runs from base 1 to 1059 and encodes 352 amino acids. The transcript has a single exon. Lineage: Eukaryota; Metazoa; Chordata; Mammalia; Dermoptera; Cynocephalidae.